GAAGUUGAAAAAAACUGUUUUUUUAAUUGUAACGUUGAUUCAAUAUAGGGAACGAAAAAAUUUCUGAACGAAUAUAACGUACGGCGGGAAAAUAAUAAAAUUUGAAUUUCGAAUAGGGCCGCAACAUGCAGAGGCCCACCACGAGCUCGGAGCGCACGCCGCUCGUUCCGCCCACCUACGCCUUCGAAUCCAGCCUGGCUAGGAGCUACCAGAAGCGUCUACGGCACUUUCAGUGCGCCAUUUGUGUUAUUUUACUCGUGGUGCUCUCCAUAUCGCUGCUAAUCAUGGUGUCGUACAACCUAAGCCACAAUGCCGACGACGCCGACGACGCCGACGCAACCGUUCCAGGGAACCUCACACUCCUCAGGCUGGGCCUUAAUGAUGACCUGCUUCCACUGUUUAACAAAACUUGGCCUUUAGACGCUCAAUCCUCGCCAUCAUGGGCAGUUUCAAAUCUGACAUCACAAGCCAUAGCAGCAGCUGUGGUCAAAGGCAAAGAUGCGCUCAAGAAGAGACGGCUUAGAGAAAGGGAUCUGACACCGUUGGACGCUGAUUCCCCAGCGUCCCGGGCGCAGAGAGCGGCAGCAACGUCUUCAAACGUGAAGCCAUUGGCUGAAACGGCUUUUGCUGCAGAAGAAGCUACUAGGGCAUUAUUAAAUGGAACCGAUCUCACCAAACCCAGCGGUGGACUAGGCCUCGGCCCACCAACCAACAGUUCGUUCGCUGAGCCCGCCUACUGCCGCCCGCCCACCACUCCCUGCGUGCUCUCCAAGUACAGAAGCCAGGACGGUUCCUGCAACAAUCUGAACCACUCUCUCAGCUGGGGCGUUUCUAACACGCCCUUCAGAAGGGUUUUGCCAGCCGCGUAUGGAGACGGGAUCAGCUCGCCUCGUGAGGGAGUGGAUGGUGCCAGCUUGCCAAGUGCCCGUGACGUCAGCGUCACGGUCCACCGACCGAGCUACGCUCACGACACGCAGUUCACCGUCAUGCUGGCGGUGUGGGGGCAGUUCAUUGACCACGACAUCACGGCCACAGCCCUGAGCAAAGGCCAGAACAGCAGUUCAAUAUCGUGCUGCAGCGCCAGCGAGCGGCACCCGGAGUGCUUCGCGGUGCGGCUGGACGUGGAGGACCCGUACUACCAGGCUUACAACCUCACCUGCAUGGAGUUCGUGCGCUCCGCACCCGCACCUACUUGCCAUUUCGGGCCACGGGAACAGCUGAACCAAGCGACAGCCUUCCUCGACGCGUCCGCAGUGUACAGCUUCUCAGAGACGAAGUCGUUCCAGCUGCGCGAGGGCACGGACGGACAGCUUCGAAUGCUGAAGCUCGGGCCGUGGGAGCUCCUGCCGCCCUCCACUGACCCCAACGACGGCUGCAACACCGUCGAGAUGAGCGCUAAGGGUCGAUACUGCUUUGAAUCAGGUGACGACAGAGCUAACGAGAAUCUCCACCUGACAACAAUGCACCUGAUCUGGGCGCGGCAGCACAACAGGCUGGCGGCCAUUUUGAACAAGCACAACCCCACGUGGGAUGACGAGACGGUGUUCCAGGAGGCCCGUAGGAUAGUCGGUGCUCAGAUGCAGCACAUAACUUACGCGGAAUUCCUGCCCGCCAUACUUGGUCAGGACGUGAUGUGGGCGUUGAACAUCACCCUCGUGGAUUCCGGCCACGCCGACGUGUACGACCCCACGGUGGACCCGUCCAUCGCCAACCACUUCGCAGCGGCCGCCUUCAGAUUCGCUCAUACACUACUGCCGGGCCUCAUCCACAACAUUGACUCGAUAACGGGCACGGUGAGCUACACUCAUUUACACGAGAUGCUGUUCAACCCCUACGAGCUGUACAAAGAGAAGGGCUCCAAGUACGCCGUGAAGUCGGCCCUGAACACCCCCGUGCACAGCGUAGACCCGCAUGUUACUUCAGAGCUGAGCGAGCAUCUUUUCGAAAGGCCAGUGGCCAACGCGUCGUCCGCCCCCGCGCCGCACCCCGCGGCGCCGUGCGGCCUGGACCUGGUGUCGCUCAACAUCCAGCGCGGCCGCGACCACGGCCUGCCCGCCUACCCGGCCUGGCGCGCGCACUGCGGCCUGCCGCGCCCGCGGGACUUCCCCGCCCUGCAGCAGCUCUUCGACCCACUGUCUUACAGCAGGAUCCGCAAGAUCUACAAGAAUGUAGAUGACAUCGAUCUCUACAGCGGCGCUUUGGCCGAGGAGCCCCGGGGACGUCUUCUGGGCCCCACGCUAACCUGCCUCAUCGCAGACCAGUUCCUCAGGUUAAAAGUCGGAGACAGGUUCUGGUACGAAACAUCUGAUGAAAUCAUUGGAUUUUCUAUAGAGCAAUUGACGGAAAUCCGCAAAACAACCUUAGCUGGCGUAAUCUGCGCCAACGAAGAGCUACUAGACCAGGCUCAACCCAGGGUCAUGGAAGCUCUAAGUGCUACCAACCCCCUGGUAGACUGCAAGGAACUGCCCCAGCCAGAUUUCAAACCCUGGAAGAUGCCUGGACCCGCAACUAUGGCGCCGGAACCCAGGAAACCCUCGCCCAUGAAACCCGCGCCUAAGAAACCCGCGCCCAAGAAACCCUCGUCCAAGAAGCCUAUAACUGGAUAUUGAGAAAUAACAAAAAAAUAUGCUUAACAGAAUAUAUGAUAAUUCUGACUACUACUGAUAUAUCAGUCAGAUUGAAAGAAUAAGUAUACCUUCAUAUAAUCUAUUGUAACUAAUUAUUAUUUUUUUACUUGACGUUUGCCUCAUUAUUUGAUAUUUAAUGAAGUUACAACGAAUAGUAUGUUCCCAUUACAGCGGAAUCUCGAAUAUUCGGCAACGUCACCGGUGACGAAGCAAAUAGACUCCUAAGUUUGGAAGACAGUCGCAA
Messenger RNA from Pararge aegeria (speckled wood butterfly), 2871 nucleotides. RefSeq names its product peroxidase (gene cd). Gene Ontology annotation, biological process: response to oxidative stress. The transcript has 14 exons. Bases 126 to 2609 code for a protein of 827 amino acids. Gene Ontology annotation, molecular function: heme binding; peroxidase activity. The record is from RefSeq and is a predicted model, not a curated record. Lineage: Eukaryota; Metazoa; Arthropoda; Insecta; Lepidoptera; Nymphalidae.